Molecule: messenger RNA, 1835 nt
Organism: Salvelinus sp. IW2-2015
Lineage: Eukaryota; Metazoa; Chordata; Actinopteri; Salmoniformes; Salmonidae
Product: dehydrodolichyl diphosphate synthase complex subunit DHDDS
Biological process (GO): polyprenol biosynthetic process
Cellular component (GO): dehydrodolichyl diphosphate synthase complex; endoplasmic reticulum
Molecular function (GO): ditrans,polycis-polyprenyl diphosphate synthase [(2E,6E)-farnesyl diphosphate specific] activity
Source: RefSeq, a predicted model, not a curated record
CCGAAUUCUGAAAUCUCUUCUUUGACUUUGAAUGAUGUUGCAUUCUGUACACGAGUUGUUGUAGUCGCCCUCUACUGGAGGCUGCUGUACGGGUUAUCUUGGCGUAGCAGCUGAGCUGUACAUAGUUAGUGCUAUCCAGAAUUCUUGGGACGUCCCUACCCUAUCAACGUUUCCUAAACUCUGUCCUGGGGACCUCAAGGGGUGUAAGUUUGGGGUUUUGCCCCAGCACUACGCAGCUGAUUCAAACAACCAAAGCUUGAUGAUUAUUUGAAUCAGCUGUGUAGUGCUAGGGCAAAAACCAACACGGGGUCCCCAGGACGGAGUUUGGGAAACCCCUAACCAUAACCCUUACCUAGUUUAAAUUCCACUUCAGUAGGGACGUCCCAAGAUCCCGUAUAGCACUGAGUCCAAUUUGAAACCUAUCCAGUAAAUGUUUAAACAUCCUAUUCGAACAACAGAACAUCAAUUUACCUGAACAACUUUCAUGUCAAUCCACAUGCAGAGAAAUCUGUACAAACAGUUCCAGGAGGAAGUGGUCGGUCUUUUGAAUACGUCACUCCGUCGAAUAAGGAAGGGGACGUCAUCUUAAACUGUGAGUUGGAAGGGGUGUCAGAGUUUAAAUAUGUCGUGGAUAAGGGAAGAUGAAUUGAACCUCAUUGAGAAGCUCUCAGCCAACAUACUGAAGGCUGGCCCGAUGCCCAAACAUGUGGCCUUUAUCAUGGACGGCAACCGGCGCUAUGCCCGCAAGCGUCAGGUGGAGCGCCAGGAGGGACACACACAGGGUUUUGACAAACUGGCAGAGACACUACGCUGGUGCCUGAACCUGAGCAUCCAUGAGGUCACGGUGUACGCCUUCAGCAUCGAGAACUUCAAGCGGUCUAAAGACGAGGUGGACGGCCUAAUGGAGCUGGCCAAGCAGAAAUUCAUCCGACUGCUAGAAGAACAGGAGAAUCUGGAGAAGCAUGGGGUGUGCAUCCGGGUGUUGGGAGACCUGACUCUACUGCCUCUGGACCUGCAGCAGCACAUAGCCCGGGCUGUGGUGGCCACCAGCACUCAUAACAAAUGCUUUCUGAAUGUGUGCUUUGCCUACACCUCAAGACAUGAAAUCGCUAAUGCCGUCAGAGAGAUGGCUUGGGGUGUGGAGCAGGGACUUAUCAAAUCCAGUGAUGUGUCGGAGGCCCUGCUGAGUCGGUGUCUAUACAGCAGUAACUCUCCCAAUCCUGACCUGCUCAUUCGCACGUCUGGAGAGGUGCGACUCAGUGACUUCCUGCUGUGGCAGACGUCCCACUCCUGCUUAGUGUUCCAGUCAGUCCUGUGGCCAGAGUACUCCUUCUGGAACCUGUGUGAUGCCAUUCUGCAGUAUCAGCUCAAUCACAGACCUCUUCAGAAAGCCAGAGAUCAACACAGAGAAGGACAGGCCCUACAGCAGCAUGAGGCAGACCGGGCCUGUGUAGCAGACCUACAGCACCACGGCAAUGGAAAGCCCCUGGAUGCCCAGAGGAGACAGGAAGCACUGCUCAACUACAUUGCCAGCCGAGAGGAACGGGUUCAGAACUUCCUUGGUGCACUCCAGCACAAGAGAGACUCCUUCCUUACUGACUUAACCAGCCAAGCUGCUCUGGCAUAAAGAGGGGAGGAGGGGAACAUAAUGCUCCCCAUCUUGAAUUGGUGGAGCAAUCCCAUCUCUCCUCCUCUUCCCUAAAAGGCUGAGUGGUUUGAAACUUCUUAUUUUGUAUGAGUGUUUUUACCCCUAUGGGGCUGUAUGUGGGAUAUUUGUGUGUGUAUUCUAAAAGAGAAGUCUGAUCAAAGUCUAAUAAAAAGAUAAGCCUGGUAAA